This is a messenger RNA of Pocillopora damicornis (cauliflower coral), 1953 nucleotides long. RefSeq names its product protein DD3-3. The record is from RefSeq and is a predicted model, not a curated record. Lineage: Eukaryota; Metazoa; Cnidaria; Anthozoa; Scleractinia; Pocilloporidae.
GGCCACAAUACUAAGGUUUAGUUGAGGUGCACGAAUACUGAAAACCAGCGAAGCUGCGAUUGAACGAAUAUGCGGGCCAUAUUCACCUUCGGUUUUUUUUUGUCAACCUUCGUUUAUUUCUGUUCGAGUGAUAUGUACCUUCAUUUCCCCCAUGGAAGCAACAACAGAUUGAACGGGAACCAGGCAAAUGUGAGGAAUGCUAACAGGCUUUUCAACUCUCAGAACAAUGGUAAAGCCGGUUACAACGUUGGCGACAGUGGAAGUAACAAUCCAGGAGAGAACAUAAAAGAAACAAGGCAGCUUCCAUUGGAAUUUUUCAUGAGCGGCUGUGAAGAGGAUGCAAAAACUGAGGUUGAAAUUAUGUGGACAAACCAACAUGGAACGGGACCAAAGAGUGAAGAUGUAGUGGAAACACAAGUCAUACUGCAAUACAUGUGUCAACCUUUUCCAAAAGGAAAAGUUACGGAUAUAAACUCGGACUUUCAGCUACAUACCAUUCGCAAUGGCGGGAACCGCUUAACUCAACCGUUCAACCCCAAUCAAGCAGAAAAUCGCUUGAUCAAAAAAGACCGCGGAUUGCAUGAACCGAAGGAAUAUUAUCACGCUUAUAUCCGCAGGGACAGAAACAAAGGUUUAUUUACCGCUGAUCAGAACCUAAACGGUGACAGUGCAAUUUACACCAGACAGAAUGCAAAUGGCCAGAGAAGAGGACUGGAAGUGCCAGAGGAACGUGAUUACUAUCCCUACUGGGGCCCCACCCCCUGGAAGGACAUUGCUAUCAUGGUCAGUGACCGAGCUACAGAAGGAGUGAUGAAAAAGUACUUCAACAGUCCUAACUAUGGCGACAAGGGAUUGUGCAUUGUGGGGAAUAAUCAGCCUGGGCACAAACCUUGUCCAAGAAUACCUCCCCGUAACAGGCCAAGCGCGGAAUGUGUGGCCAAGUACAUUACACAGGCUUCGUGUGAACAGGCGGGAGGAAAGUGGACUAUAGUAAAAACAAACUUUAAAGAGAAAUCCUCUGGCGCCAAGUCUUGUGCCAACAUUAAGACCGUCAAGGGCGUGGCGUAUGAGCCUCAUCUGAUAACACAGGGUACUGGAGAGGGCGAGCAAGAUCUUGUUCUGGCAGACCCCCCUGAGGUGAUAUACGCACCAUCCACAGUUGUGAAUCACAAUGGCAUGAACAUGGACGGGAAGUUCUCUUCAUACAAAUGGAAGAUUCCUCAUUUUCCCUCCAACACUAUUCAGCGAUGCGUGUUGAGAAUCAGAUACAACAUCACAACAAGCGAUGUACCAAGGCGUUUUGAUGCUUCAAACAAUGAUGACGUAAAGAAUAAUCCCACAACACUUGCUGUUAACGGCAAAACCAAGCUUCAACUGGCCUUGAACACGGCUCAACUGGGUCGUACAUUCCAGGACAGAACACAAGUAAUCUACCUCAAGCCAAGAAGCUCUUUGCCCCAACGAUUCAAGAAUUCCAAAAUCUUCUACAUCGGAGGAAUGGGAAAGAGAGGAAACAUCGUUCAGGCUUAUCCAGCCAUGGAAUAUCGAUUCACCCCUGAACGUAUCACUGUUUCUAGAAAUGAUGUCUUGUGCUUCGCUUGGUCAGGCUCCAACAAUAAUCCGAACAAUGCUGGCGAAGGACAAGCAAGAUCAGAUAGAACAAAUGUGUGCUGGGUAAAGGAAGGAUGCCAAUCUCUUAAACCAAAAGCUUGUACGAGCCUGCCUCUUGAAGUAGUUGAACAGGCUGAUAAGUUUUCUGCGGACAAGUUGAAUCUUCACCUCAACACUGGAUGCGGUGACGAAAACAAUCUGCAGGCUCAACUGAACAACGCCCCAGCCUCUUGUAACCCGCCUUGCUUCCGCAUCACGAAGCCUGGGACAUACUGUUACAUGGGCACGCGCAAUAACAACUUCUCCAACCGCCGUCACAUAGGACAGAUCACCGUUACUUAA